UAGUGGAGCCCAAGAAGCAGGGCCUUGCCUUUGUGGUUGUAGAAAGAGAAGAUGGCUCCCGUUCAGGAGAAACAGCUCCCGGGCGCAGCCGGGGCAGGCGACAAUAAAAACGAGGAGGAAGAAGGACAAAACCUCUGGACCUCGAUACUGAGUGAAGUUUCAACUAGGUCGAAUGCAAAGUUGCCAUCAGGGAAAAAUAUCCUGGUAUUUGGGGAGGAUGGAUCAGGAAAAACGUCACUCAUGUCCAAACUUCAAGGAGCAGAACACAACAAGAAAGGGAGGGGAUUGGAGUAUUUGUACUUAAGUGUACAUGAUGAAGACAUAGAUGAUCUUACGCGGUGUAAUGUGUGGAUCCUUGAUGGAGACCUAUACCACAAAGGCCUACUUAAGUUUGCUGUUCCAGCUCAGGCACUACCUAACUGUCUUGCUGUGUUUGUUGCGGAUAUGUCACGGCCCUGGACCAUUAUGGAGUCACUGCAGAAGUGGGCAAGUGUACUACGCGACCAUGUGGACAAACUCAAGAUCCCACCAGAGGACAUGAGAGAAAUGGAGCAGAAGAUGGUGAGGGCGUUUCAAGAGUACAAAGAACCAGAAGAUGCCACCCAACCCUCUCCACAGAGACGGCCCCCAGCUGCAGGGGAAGAAGAGGAAGUUGUGCUACCACUUGGGGACAACACGCUCACACACAACCUGGGCAUUCCAGUGCUAAUAGUUUGCACAAAGUGUGACGCAGUCAGUGUACUAGAGAAAGAGUACGACUACAGAGAAGAGCACUUCGAUUUUAUCCAGUCCCACAUCCGGAGAUUUUGCUUAGAGUAUGGAGCGGGUCUGAUCUAUACAUCAGUCAAAGAGGAAAAAAACCUGGAUCUGCUUUACAAAUAUUUAGUACAUAAGAUUUAUGAGUUUGAGUUCACCUCACCUGCCUUAGUGGUGGAGAAGGAUGCAGUGUUCAUUCCAUCUGGAUGGGAUAAUGAGAAGAAAAUUGGGAUUUUGCAUGAAAAUUUCACGACAGUCAGACCUGAAGAUCCAUUUGAAGAUUUCAUCACGAAACCUCCAGUAAGAAAGCUGGUUCAUGACAAAGAGAUCAGUGCAGAGGAUGAGCAGGUGUUCCUGAUGAAGCAACAGUCUUUGUUAGCAAAGCAGCCAGCCACGCCAACAAGAGGAGCAACAGAGUCUCCAGGACGGACAGCCUCGGGGUCUCCAAGGCCUGCAGGUCGCGCUGGCCAACCUGCAGUGACCGGCAGCUCACCGAUGGCUGCUGUCAAAAAGCCUGAUCCCAACAUGAAAGCUGGAGCUGCCAAUGAGGGAGUGCUGGCUAACUUCUUCAACAGUCUGUUGAGUAAAAAGACUGGAUCCCCAGGGAGCCCAGGAAGUGGAGCAGUUGGAGCUGGAGUGCAAGGGUCUGCCAAGAAAACAGGGCAGAAGCCGGGUUUGACUGACGUCCAGGCAGAGUUGGACAGGAUGACUCGCAAACAAGACUCCAUGGUUUCAGCUAACAACAUACCACCGCCGACAGAGAACGAAGCGUGAAGGCAACAAAAACAGCUGCAUCCUCCACUGUAUUAAUACUCUGGAAAAUAAAACAUGUACAUGUGAACGAUAAAAAAAGAAAAUGACCAAAUUCCCAACAUCUAUAUCAGUCAGCACACAUGGUGGUUUUACCAAAAUGAGUUCAGAUGCUAUCAGAUAUUUUGGAGCUCUGGUGAGAUGGAAAGUGUGAUAUAAGAGAGGUGAAGGUGUUAAUGAGAUGAUAAGUGCUAAAGGCUUGGAUUUAUUUCUGUCCUCUCUUCCGCUGAAAGUGUUAUUUUAUGAGGAAUGUCGGUGAAUGGAAACGUGUGCACACUCCCUGGCAGGCAGCCUGACGUGCUGGACUGCAGGUCCCCAGUCUCUGGGAUAAAACUCCCUCUCUUGAUGGGUUUAAAGAGUGGAAAUAUUUCUGGUCCUGUGGCCUUUAGUUAAGCUUAUCUUAUGGAAGGAAUUUGGUUGCGAUUGGAAAGGUAUUUAAAGUUUAAAUAUAUUCAGUGAGAACAGGAAUUGAAAUACUUGCAAACACAUGUAGUAUGUAAAAAUGUUGGAUAUGAAAUGGUUGUAUUUAUACAAAUUUCCUCCUUUUUAUUUUAUUUUGUGCACCAUUUUUCGGUUUAAGGAAAUAUUCAUCUGCAUCGCUUAACAUGUUAAAAUGCCACUGACGUCAUGACACUAAUAUGACCAGUCCAGAUAGCUGAUAGCAUAUCAUGUCAUUUACCCUAAUCAUCUCGAAGGAUUAUGUAAAUAGAAGUACAAAAAUCUAUUCAGGUUAACUUGACUUUGUAUAAACUGCAAUUCUGUCCAAAUUCUUUGAAUAGCUUCUUUGACUAAAUGAGAAAGGUUGGGAAUAGACGGACUUAGAGGUUGCAACAGAAUCACUUCUUUUGCUACGAGUGUGUAUAUUUGGGGAGGGGGUUGGGCAGCAUCUUUCCUACUAUAACUCCUAAGUGCCUCGCACAGUUAGCUGUUUGUGUCAUAGUAGAGGUGCUUGUCUACGUAAGAGGAAAUGCACUGUAGCAUCAUCGGUUUAAAGGUUUUUGUCCAUUUUUUGUCAUCCAAAUAAUUUAUUUUGUUUUACAUUUUUGUUAAUGUACAACAAGCCUGUGGUCUCUUGUUAUUUUCAGAAAUGAUAUUUCUGUGGCCUAGUUGAUCAUUUUCAGUAGAGCAAUAGAUUGAUUUCAUACAGACUGUAAAGGCUGCUGAUAUUAAGAAACUAAGAAACCACACGUUGGAACUUUUGGGUCCCUCAGACGAACACGUAACACGGGUGAAACCACUCGUCUUGCAGCCAAAAGACAAUGAUUUGCUGUGGUUUGAUCAAAAAUGAGUUAUUGUAUCUUUGAUGUUGGACAGCACUGUCCUCCUUUGGUUUCACAUGUUUUAUUCGCCCUCUGUACUUUUGCAUGUCAGUUAAAACAUUCCCAGUUUCUACAUGAUGUAGUUGUAGGAACUUAUCCCUGUAGGUUUGUCCAGUCAGGUCUUUUAGUUCUUUCUCUUUCAGUGCCCAUUUAAAAUGACAGCCUUUGCCUUCAAUGUACAGCUAACUGUUUGUCACACUGGGCACCCUGCCUUCACAGGAAUGCUCCUAAUUAAUUUGUGUGUCCUUAAAGGGUUGCUUAAUUGUCUUAUAUUAUUGCUUUUCUAUUAUUUUACUGUACCAUAUCAAAAAUCUGUAAUGUUUAUGGUUUCAUGACACCAUGAGUUGAUGAAAUUAAGUGUACAUUAUCUUCAGUCUGUAUGCAAGGCCCUACUUAAUCCUAUGGAUAGUUUUCAUCUGUAGCGUUCACAGAUUUAAUGACAAGUGUUGAGAGCAGCUAUUUACUAAUUAAGUAAUAGCAAGCUAGGAAACUGGAUUGAAUUGGGACAAUGUACCAAAGAUGCAUAGUAGUCACUAUUUUCUGCUUUUAUUGUUGGCAGUCAUCCAUAAGAUUAACCAGUGGCCAUUUGUUUUGUCCUACUUUGCAUGGAGCCCUUGCAUUCCAAACUUAAGUUCCAACGGUAAGCUCUUAUUUUGAUUAUGACCUAUUUAAAUAGUAGAUAUGCCUUACUCCACUCAGCCAUAUCAGGAGUUUCAGACUUCAAAAGAAAAUGUAACUGUCUGAUGAAAUUUAUGGAACUGCAUAAAUUAUUUUGGAAAAUUUCAGCUGCAAGGGAAUGAUGUUAGGAUCAUAUUUGUGUACAGUUGGCUUCAUGCAUGAUUUUAUUUGUUUGUUAGAGACGCUACAAAACUGUUCUGGAUUUACUUUUGAUCAAACAAAGCUCUUAUUGUUUUUAUUUGUCCUUUUUUGUGACUGGGUGGAAUGUGCCCCUGAGCGUCUGUGGAUGAAGCACAAUUUGUAAGAACAGCCAGGAGCAGUACCCACACGUGUUGAAAUAAGCACUUUUCCUUGGACACUUGUAUCAAUUCCACAUUGGUACGGUAUAGGAUACAGAAUGCAUUUUUUUCUCCUUUUUUGCGUUGCCUUGUUUUCUUAGAUUUAGUGAUUAACCCUAAAAGUUAACCUUCAUUAUAAAGCAUCAUUAUUUAUCUGCAUUUGCUGCUGAAGAUCUGGAAGAUGCCCUUAGUGGUUGAUUGUGGAAUAACCUGUUUCUGUUGGUGAUGUACAUUAAAUAUCAAUCAUCUAGACAUAACCCUCAUUAGGGAUGUUUUUGAACAUCUGAAAGUAGAGAAACCAAAUACCAUAAACCAUUAGUUAUCAGGUUUGUCCUUUUUGCCUUUAAAACAUCCUUUUUGUUUACAUCUUACCUAGGCAUGUGUUCUUUUAGUUGUCAAAUAUUUCCCCCAUAGACACUUUCUGUUUAAGACAAAUUUGAAAUGUCAUCGACCACCCUGAUCUUUCUUUGUAAACAUGGCCGCACUAUAAUUUGACAUUUAGCUGAGUGUAAUGAAGUGCUCUCAUGCUGCUUGGUUUCAAAGUUGCACUUGCUCUUUCUAAAGGUUGGGUGUUGCUCCCAAGAUUGAUCAAUGAACAGAUGUUACUUUUGUACUUAGCUGCGAUGGAAAGCGACUGCCUCUUCACAUCAUAACUGAAUUGCCUUCAACCACUAUUGACCGUCUACUUCUAUAUGAGACUAUGAGCUUCUGCUUCCAGCCCUUUUUGUAUUCAGGAUAUCAAGACAUUGUAAGCACAUGGCUGGCUGCAUUUUGUGUCCUGAUGUAAUUCAGAAGUUUGAUUGUAUGACUUUAACAGAGUUCUGUAGCCUCUAAGCUGCCAUGUGGAUUCUAGCUUCUUACGCCGACAAAGAUAAGGAAAAUGUUUAUCAGACCCCUGGCUUCAAUAAAACCAAGAAUACAAAAUU
This is a messenger RNA of Cheilinus undulatus (humphead wrasse), 4827 nucleotides long. RefSeq names its product dynein, cytoplasmic 1, light intermediate chain 2 (gene dync1li2). Gene Ontology annotation, cellular component: cytoplasmic dynein complex; centrosome. Gene Ontology annotation, molecular function: dynein heavy chain binding. The transcript is spliced from 13 exons. Gene Ontology annotation, biological process: microtubule-based movement; microtubule cytoskeleton organization. NCBI's taxonomy places the organism in Eukaryota, Metazoa, Chordata, Actinopteri, Labriformes, Labridae. Bases 52 to 1530 code for a protein of 492 amino acids. The record is from RefSeq and is a predicted model, not a curated record.